CUUUGCCCUUCCUUCGCUUCUGUGGAUUGGUCAUACGUCCUUCAUCCCCUUCAUCCUCCUGCCUACAUCCCACCCACAUCAUCUCUUUUCCUCCAUUCUUUUUGGUGUACGGCGUGAAUUUGCUACUUUUCGCAUACGCGACGGAACCUCCUCUCGCCGUCAUCAGGGAGCCCAUUCGUCCUCGACACUUCACACCUCAUGGACCUGAAGCUGCUGCUGUCACCUGCUCAAAAGGACCCCGAGCCUGACUCGGAGUUUCCUGAGGACAGGAGGCGUGAGGAGCACGCGCCAGACGAUGCACAGAACUGGCAGUAUCACCCAGACCAAUAUCAUUACAACCAACAGCAGCAGCGACAGCAGGAGCAGGAGCAGGAGCAAGAGCAGGAGCAGACACAGGAGGAGCAUCAAUACUACCACCAGCAACAUCAGCAGCAACAACAGCAGCAACAUGUCCCUGCUCAGGGGCCAUACUACCAUCAGGGCCAACAGUACAGCCGGCCGCACAACCAGCAACCUCGCCCGUAUUACCAGCAUCAAGGACAGCAUGAACCCCAGCCACUCGUACCGCCCUUGCUGUCCGUCUCUGCCUCUACACCUCAAGCCGGAGAGUCGCCGCAGCCUCCGCAGUAUUUUGUUUCGACGCAUAGACCCACUACAUCACCGGCGCUACCUCCACCUACAGGACUCAAUCUCUCGUCGUACAGCUUUUUACUGAUGGAGAAGCGGGAUCGCGAGAGGGAGGCCAUGGAAAGAGCAAACCGAGGUUACUUGAUGGGUGAGCUAUCACACAACAAGAACGAGUCUGCGUCUUCAUCACCAAGGAUUCCUUCCCCACGGAUCGAGCCGGCCCAUCGUGCAGGCUUCGCCAACCAGCCUUCGACUGGCGCGUCGUCCUCAUUUGGAGCCGAUACGCGACACAAUUCAUACUACCAAUUGCAGCAGCCAGGAUCCGAGAGGUCCUCAUAUGGAUAUCCACCGGAUACAGCGCGCCAACCUCCUCAUGGCUAUGAGUCGCCCUCGCAGUAUCAUGGCUCUGGAUCAUACCAUCAGCAGCAUCCAUCGUACCAAUCCCACGGUCCAGCACACUCGCCACCCAUGCAGUACAAUUACCAGCAGCACACACCUCAACAGCAGUACCCAUACCAACAACCACAACCGCAUCAGCAUCCUCACCACUAUCACAGCAGCAGCAGUGCCAAUAUAGGACAGGAAUCACUAUACGGCCAUCCGCAGGAUUACCCUUCAGAUUCACAGGGUCCUGCGUCGUAUACUUAUCAUCCUUCAGUAGGACAGUAUCUCCAUCACCGAGCCAUGUCUCCAGGCCUCAUGGACAAGCCACGGUUCGCCAAUUCUAACCUAUCUGUCUUUCGACAAAGUGCUGCUGAGGACAGCGACGGAAAUGCCAGUGUUUCAUCCAAUGGAAGCCUUAAGCGAAGACGUCGUCCCAACAAGGCGAUUGAGGGCAAGAGAUCUCUUUUACCUGGAUCAACACUUGGUACUUCACACGGUGGGCUGGGUCACUAUCUGAUGUCAAGGACAUCCUCGCAUGGAUCUGCAGAAGGACAUGAGGACUUUUAUGACGACGACGACGACGACGACGAUUCGUUGGACGAGCAAUUUGAUGUUAGGAAUGGGCUUCAGGGUCUCAAUCUGCAGAAGACUACUAAGUCGUCAGCUCCAGAUCGGGCAAAAAAAUCACGAAAAAAGACUGAGAGACCGUUUAAGAUUGGAGAGUUGGUCGAGUCUAUGAAAUCAGAUACCGAUGGCACUUGGUUUGCAGGACGUGUACUUGAUCUGGAGGACGACCCUCAUGACCACAUCAAUCCCAAGUCGGUCUUGAUCCACUUUGAGGGAUUUUCGCCUCAUCACGACGAGUGGGUCAAGCCCAGUCAGUUGCGUGCUUGCUCAACAGGCAGUAGUUUCUUACGAUAUGGUCCAAACGGUCAUGAACCUGCUGAGAACUGGGUUGCGUACGAGAAGUUUUACCAGUCAGAUCUUGGUCGAAUAGCUCGCCGACAUACAGGGCUUGCGUACGACCGACGGAUGCUUUUGCACAAGUGCCAGUGCAACACCAACCCCGAGGAGAGGCAUCAUCCAGAACAACCCGAGAGGUUGGUCGAGAUUCUCUGUCAGUUCCAAAAGCAUGGGAUGCUCAGCCUUGUCAAAUGGAUCCAGGGACGAGAGGCCACUAUCGAAGAGCUGGUUGCAGCCCACACAGAUACUCAUGUUCGCAAUUAUUGCUGUACAGCUGCACAGAACCGACAGUACGCGCGUGAACAUGGGAUCGUAGAUCCGGAUCUGCAGACUGAGGACGACGCCGAAGACGAGGCAGAAGAAGAGGGGGAGGAGGAAGAAGGAGAGGAGGACAUGGAGGGUGCUAAGAAAACAGAGCGGCGAGGUCGACCAAAGAAGGCUCAUCGAGGAAGCAUUCAUGUGGCAACAACUGCAACCGCACCAGAUUUGAUCGCGGCAGCGGCAGCGGAAACAGCAGCAGCGGCUCCAGCGCCAGAGGAUGUGGAGAUGGCGCAGUCGACAUCGCCGACAGAUUUAAGCAAGGACAGCAUGGAAGUUGAUCUUCAUUCACCAGCCCUGGGAAGGAGACGAUCCAGUAUGCGUGGAUCGGCUAUUAGGAUGUCGUCUCUCGUCAGCAUGUCCUCAACGUUGUUUGCGCAGAAGGAGGAGGAUGUCCCCGACGAGGUCAAGGAGGCGGCUCUGGUGAUUGAUGACGACGACGACGACGACGAAAAGGCGGUCCAAGCAGGUCCAGCCCCGAGCGAAGCAGCCCUUGCUGUUGCUGGUGGCAUGGACCCAACUCUCGCUGGCCAGAUUGCAGAAUCUCCUCAGCCAAUGCCAAAAGCAGUACAUGGAAAUAAUGGUGCAUCCAAGGGCGAGCCUUUGAUCGAGGACAAGAACAACAUGGAUCCAUCCCUUGUUAAAGCAGAGAACAGAAACACGGUCGACGAAACCACAACGGCAACACCAUCGGUCACCAAGGGACCCACAGAAGGAGAUACCUCGUCAGAGAAACCAAAACUCGGUUCCGGAAUAUCAUCAGCUAAUGUUAUCGAAGGCGAUCGACUAUCAUCGAGGAGUAUGCAGGGACAAUCCGGUGCAACAGCGUUGCAGAUCGCGACAUCUGCGCUUGCAACCAAGGAUCAGGAUACGGGGACGACAGCGACUGAAAAGUCAGCCGCAGAGUCGAGCAAGGAGAGGAAGGCAGCAGAAAAGAAUGAAAAGGCGCAAAAAGACUCUGCGGUUACGAAGACACCGACAAAGAAGAAAGGCCACCACGCCGUGUCACCUGCACCUGCACCCUCAGGCGAUGCUGUUGUGAUUCGACCGCCUGGAUUGACAUUCACGAUGAGCUGUGGGCAGCUGGGUAUCGCGGUCGACACCACAUGGAACCCCUUCCAUUCGAGUACAGCCGCGAAGGUGGCUGCUGGUAGUUUGAUCAACUUGGUGGACCAGGUCGUCACAGGACGGAUCAAGAACGGCUUCGCGAUCAUCCGGCCGCCAGGCCAUCACGCCGAGGAAGACGAAGCCAUGGGCUUCUGCUUCUUUAAUAACGUCGGUGUCGCAGUUAAUCUGACCUUGUCAAGAUACCCACUCACCGUCCAGAAAAUCCUCAUUAUCGACUGGGACGUCCAUCACGGAAACGGCACCCAGCAGAUCUUUUACGAAAAUCCCAACGUCCUGUAUAUAUCACUCCAUCGAUGGGAUAACGGACACUUUUAUCCAUUCACAGGCGCUCCAGAUGAGUGCGGAGAGGAAGCUGGUGAAGGCACCAACGUCAACAUUGCCUGGUCAUCCUAUGGCCGAGCGCAAGCCAUGGGAGAUGUGGAAUACAUUGCCGCCUUUUGGUAUGUUCUCUUGCCGAUCGCAAGACAGUUCCAACCUGAUCUUGUGUUUGUCUCCGCCGGAUUCGAUGCUGCUGAUGGACAUGCUGCCAAUAUCGGUGGAUACACGGUGUCGCCGCAGGGAUUCGCGAUUUUGACGCGUCUUGUUCAGACUUUGGCUGGUGGACGGGUGAUUCUAUCGCUCGAGGGUGGAUAUGAGUUUGAACCAUUGGCGCUAUCGGCAACAGCAUGUCUUGAGGAGCUGCUGCCACAUUCGCUCCUGCCGGCGACAGCCCCGACACGGGCGUUUCCAUAUGCGUCGUUCCAGGGAACGUUGAAUAGUGUGAAACCGAAUGCGAUGGCGGUGUCGUCGUUACACCAAGUGUUGAAGUACCAACAAAAAUACUGGAAGUUCCCUCCCGAGGUUCUGAAUCCGAGCUUUAGAUUCCAAUUGCCAGCGGAAUGGAGGGCGAGCAACAGUUUGGCGACGCGGCCACGGAGGGAGCGGAACACGCGGCGGAAGGCACCAGCGUUGGAUUCUUGAAGAGCGAGCGAAGGGGGACGACGGGAAGAGAGCAAAUAAAAUAAAAUAAAAAUCCUAGGCUGAGUCACCUCAUAUGCUCGGUGGUUGUAGUGGUUGCAAGGGAGGACCAACAUUAUUUUAUUUUAUUUUAUUUUUUGGAUGCCCGAUUGACGACAUUUGACAUUUAUCAAGAAG
Gamsiella multidivaricata is the source of this 4554-nucleotide messenger RNA. RefSeq lists its product as uncharacterized. Gene Ontology annotation, cellular component: histone deacetylase complex. The record is from RefSeq and is a predicted model, not a curated record. Gene Ontology annotation, molecular function: histone deacetylase activity. Gene Ontology annotation, biological process: chromatin organization. The transcript has 8 exons. The coding region runs from base 199 to 4380 and encodes 1393 amino acids. NCBI's taxonomy places the organism in Eukaryota, Fungi, Mortierellomycota, Mortierellomycetes, Mortierellales, Mortierellaceae.